Messenger RNA from Diatraea saccharalis (sugarcane borer), 4522 nucleotides. NCBI's taxonomy places the organism in Eukaryota, Metazoa, Arthropoda, Insecta, Lepidoptera, Crambidae. The record is from the annotation of a GenBank genome assembly.
GUUGUCAAAUUAUUGCUGUCAUUGUCAGUCAAUUUAGUUUUGUUAUUGUUUAGGUUAGCUUGUGUGUGUUUUCCUUUUAUUUUAAAAGUGCAAGAAAGCAUUUUAUAAUUAUCAGUGAUCUUUGUUCCUUAGUACAAACGAAUUCGAAAAAUAUUAGACUGAAGAUGAUUGAAUUAUUUGAACUAUCAAAACGUCUGCUCACACGUUUAAAAACUGUGCUAGAGUCAGGGAGUGUGGGGAACGCUUCAUCGUCUGAUGAAGAAUUGGAACAGUGGGAACAAAUAUUCAUGAUGCGAGAUGAAAACGGAAAUAGUUACAACGACAAGAGAAAAAAGCGUAGUAUAUGGUGUCGUCCAUCUUGUAUACCGGUGUCAAUAGUGAUAUUGCUGAUUGUGCUGGUGGUUUUAGUACCAUUACUUGAUCAGCCUAACGUUGUGCAGUUGGCCACUCCCAGCACUCCCAUAACCUUGCAUUGCUCAGAUGAGUGUAGGCUAUCUUUAGUAGAAAGUAUACCAGAGGGACACAUGUAUCCUCCCAAUAUGACACACAUAUCUACAAAAAAUGUGUGGUUAGAUUUAAUAGAUGAAGCUCAAACAUCUAUAGAAAUAGCAUCCUUUUACUGGAGUCUUAGGUUUAAUGAAGAAUAUCCAUAUAAUUCCUCAAUUGAGGGUGAACAAGUGUUCCAAGCUUUAUAUGCAGCUGGGUCAAAACGAAAUAUUAAUUUGAAAAUUGCUCAAAAUUGGCCCACUAAGUUAUAUCCUAAUAUAGAUACUGAUUAUUUAGUUAAGAAAAAAGCUGCCCAGGUACGGAGUUUGAACUUUUCAAAGCUCCUUGGAAACGGAGUAUUACAUACGAAAUUUUGGAUUGUAGAUAGAACACAUUUUUAUAUUGGUAGUGCCAACAUGGACUGGAGGUCGCUCACUCAGGUCAAAGAGCUGGGUAUAGUCGCAUACAACUGUUCCUGUCUCGCCACAGACUUGGGAAAGAUAUUUGACGUGUACUGGAGUCUCGGAGCUCCAGACGCAGUAGUUCCGGACAGCUGGCCAGCGGAACUGGCCACGGAUAUCAAUAUGGCCCAUCCCAUAAACAUCACCGACUCCCAUCGUGCAUAUGGCGCGUACAUCACGAGUUCUCCACCGCCGUUUAAUCCUACGGGCCGAACGAACGACGACGACGCCAUCGUGUCUAUAAUGGAAGCAGCCGAGGAGUUCAUCUACAUAUCAGUGAUGGACUACGCUCCGGCUCUUGAGUUCGCACCCAAGUUGAAAUUCUGGCCAAAAAUAGAUGACGCAAUACGUCGUGCAGCUCUCGAGCACAGAGUGAAAGUGAAGAUGUUGAUCAGCUGGUGGAAACAUUCUCACCCAUCCGAGGUCUACUUCCUGCGGUCCCUGAUAGCACUCACGAAGUCUUACCCGCGCGUCGAUAUACAAAUUAAACGCUUCGUGGUACCUUCUACGCCCGAUCAGGAGAAGAUUCCGUAUGCCCGCGUUAAUCACAACAAAUACAUGGUGACCGAUAAAACUGCAUACAUUGGGACUUCCAAUUGGUCAGGCGAUUACUUCGUAGACACAGCCGGCGUAGCGUUCGUAUUCCAAGACGAAUCCCAUGGAAUAAUCCAGAAUGUCACACAGGAUAUAAGGAGGGAGCUUCAAGAUGUGUUCGAACGAGAUUGGACUUCCCCUUAUGCUGUUCCGUUAAGGUUAUAGCAUCUUAUUGCGUUGAAUUAGAGUUCGGUUUGCGUUACAAGUUUGGACACAAACUAUAGUCGAAUAAACUUGCUCAAUAUGAAGUUUGAUGUCAACUGCAUUUAAGGGUUGGUGCACAACUGACUGAUUUAUCUCGUCUCAUCGAUCGCGAGAAUUGCUACUUGACAAUAAAUUAUGAAAUUUGUUGGAAAUGGUAACUUUAUGUAAACAACAAAUAUGUAGUAUUUUUUUGUUUUAAAAUAAUUUAACUUUUGCAAAAUUAACUUGCGAUUUAUCAUUUGUACUUUUGACGUCACAGUUUAAUAAACUAUAUGACUUGAAAUGUCAGGUGACUGAUUGUUUUCGCGGGAAUAUUUAAAUUAAUGAAUAAAAAUAUGUUUUUCUGCGUUUAAUAACACUAUUUGGAGAUAAAUCUAAUGGUGGUUUAAUAUGUUCUUUAUAUUGAAUUUUAAAAUGCUUUUAGCAUUAAAAACAAGUAGCCAAUUGACAAAUCAGAUGACAUUAAACCUUGCACGCUCAACUGAUGAUCCGUCGCGUACUUGCGCAAUUUCCAUGAGACGUUCGACGGAUUUUCAAUCUGAUUUACAUUGACUCUAAUUUUUAUUUAGAUAUUUAUGCGACUUAAUAUUAUAUAAGAUAACUUUAAGAUAUUAUGUAUUGGAAAAUGUUUGGCUGUGUUAAAAUAUUAAUUUUGGCGAUAUAACUAAUUAACAUGUGCCAAUGAUAUUUUAAUUAUAAGAUUAUUUAAACAGUUGCACGCUAUUCGACUAUAGAUUUGUAAGUAUUUUCAUUUUUAUUACUAACGUUAUACGGUUGAAUCUUAUUUAGCAAAGCUGUUGAACAUCUUUCUUCCAAUGAUUGGAAUUGCAUUGAUUAUUUAUUAAUUUUAAAGCAUGUAAUUUGAAAUGUUGAGCAUAGAUUGCGUAUAAACUUGGUCCUUUUAUAUGAAUAGGUAACAUUUUUAAACUUCACGAAACUUGUACAGAAUAUAUAAAGUAAAAUAUAAAUAAUGCUAAAUUUAAUCUACUGUAAAAGUAUUAAUAGAGUUAAUUAUCUGUAUUAUUAUUAUGCCUGUGUAUGGUAACGAUGCUAAAGCUAUGAUUAUCUUUUUGCCUGUGAAUUUUUUAACGUUAAUAAUUCGAAUAUUUAAUUGAACUGACUGCAUCAUUGAUCAUAUACCUAAAACAAGUAGAUAUGUGUAAAAAUACAUAUGCAUCUGUUGAAAUUCAAAUUAAGACGGCAACGUAACCAGUGGUAACGCUGGAACGUGGAUUUGGUCGCGUCUCGUAAAUAACACCGCUAGUGUCUCAUUUACACUGGUCGGUGCGGGUGAUUUUGAUUUAUUUACCAAUGAAGUCCACCUUUUUACAUUUUAUACAUAGUUUUGACGUAGGAAGCCCCCACUCCUCAACUUUAGUGCCUAUCAUAGCAAUUUAUUGUUAAAUUGAUGCAGAAAAAUUACUUAUCUAAAUGAUUUUCUAUCAUCUGACCGACGGACUAAAUAGAAUUUAUUUUUUUACCAAGGAACCAUUUCCAUUACAAAAACCAUCAUAAAACAAAAUGACUGGCAAACUUACCAUACAUAAGCAUAAUUAAUUGCCAUAUGUCUCGUAUAUGAUCCUGUGUGCCUUCGAUUUUGUGUGAUAAGAGUGCUUAUAUCUUGUGAAAAUUCUAAAUUUGAUGAGUUUUUUUAUAUCUUUACGCGUUUGAUGCGUAUCAUAAUGUAAAUAGUACUGUUUCUUAUGUUGUGAUUACGUGGAAUUUUCCUAUAAAAAAUGUAUAACUUACGUCUUUCUAGUUAGGAUUAUUCUAAGAUUGUAAAAGCAAACUAUAUUCCAGUAUAGCAAUAAAUUUGUGGAUUUACUGAAUAAUAUAUAGAAUAGUCAUAUCUUGUAUAAUAUUUUUUUCAGCAAAUUAGAAAUUGGUUAAUUAAAGUAUAAAAACGGUACCUUCUUCCUUGAAUUUCUAAUGUCAGAGGUCGACAAACUAUUGUUUUCUUUGGAAUAGUGUACAAGUUAAAAACUCAAACAUUAUGAGACUAAGUUGAAAAAAGAUAAUAUAGUAUUUUCAAUAAUAUAUUUCUUUGACCCAGUGCCUAAAGGUCUCAUUAAUACUUUUUUGUUUAGUUUUAAAGUGCGGCUAAUCAAAGUUACCGAUCCCUGCAUGUUGCUGUCUUGCGUUCCCACAUGGGAAGUUUUUUUUGUCGAGUUCUUUAUAUAAGAUGUAAUAUUAAUAUGUACCAGGACUUCGUGGUUUAGUUCAGUGGAAUAUACUGAACAACUUUCACUAUGGGAUUUUGGAAUGAUGGAAUUCACGAAAAAUUAAUCAGCUGUUUCAUACUGUUGGCGAAUGUAGGUAUUGAAAUUUUGUAUGACAGCUCAUUAUUUUUUCCUGGAGCCAGUUGCUCCCAUAGUUAAAGUUGUUCAGUAUAUUUAAUUUAUCCACCCUACGAAAUAUUGGCACAUAAUAAUAUUACACCUUAUGUAGGUUUAUAUACAUACCUAUUACUUGUUGUACCUGUCUGUCAUCAACACACAGGUUAUAUAAAUCUGUCAAAUGUCCCCCCCACAUUUGAUUUUUAACCUGAAAUGCAGUCGUGUGUACAAUGGAACUAAUAAAAUGUAAAUAAUUUGUUUGGUGUAUAAGCUCCGGUUUCCGAAUCUACUGUUUUGUUAUUUCUCACUGCAUACUCCUUAUGGAAAAUAGCAGUUGAAUUUUAGCGUACUAGAAUUAAUUUUCUACUGUUAAAAUGUACGAAUAAGAUGGAUAAUAAAACAACGUAGCUAUUUAAUUUGUAAAUAAACACUUACGCAUUC